AUGCCCAAACCGUCCGAGUUCCGGCUCCGGAUCAACCGAGAGAAGACGGUCUCGGUCGUCAACGUCCCAGGCAGCAAAGUCGGAGAGGAGAUCGAAGUCGAGCCGGACAUGCUGCCCAUCAAACCGCUUUCUGAGGGAGGAGAGAGAACCUGGGGAGUGGUCCAUCUUCUCGGUUACUGGGGCGAGUUCUUCUCUUCUUCCCUCGCUGAAGCAUUCGGUAUCUCGCAGUACCAGGUCGCCUCCUCUGCUGUCGCCGCCGGUCUCUCUCCCGGAGCCACCAUAGGCGCGGUCCUCCUCGGUCAUUUCCUCGUCGGUUGCGCCAACGCUGCCAAUGGCUAUGUCGGCUGCGUCUACGGUGUCAACUUCCCCGUCAUGACCCGCUCGUCUUUCGGUCAGCGAGGUGUAUUCAUCGCUCUUAUCUGUCGCUCAGUCGCUGCUAUCGUAUGGGCCGGUACCCAGACCUACCAAGGCGGUCUUUGCGUUGAGGUCAUGAUCCGAGCUAUCUGGCCCAGCUUCGCUACCUUCCCCAACUAUCUGCCUGCCUCCGCCAAUGUCACAUCCUCCCAGCUCCUCUGCUUUUUCAUCUUCUACAUCAUCCAGCUCCCUUUGCUCUGGAUCCCGAUGCCCAAGCUUCGCUAUCUCUUCCUUGUCAAGGUCAUCAUCAUGCCCAUCUUCGGAUUCGCCAUGUUUGGAUGGGCGGUCGGCUCGGCCAAGGGCUUUGGUCCGAUUUUCAACAAGGAGACCAACAUCACCACCGGCGUACCUGCCGCCGUUGUCUUCUUUACUGCUAUGAGUAGCGCCAUUGCUCCCAAGGCUACCAUUGCUCUUAACAUUGCCGACUUCACACGGUAUGCCAAGAGCCCUCGCACUGUUGUGUGGACCAACAUCGUGUCGUUGACGAUCCUCGUCACCCUAUGUGCCUGCCUUGGCGUAAUUUGUUCUUCCGCCGCCGAGGUCAUCUACGGCGUCAAGACCUGGAACCCCCUCCAGAUCAGCAUACUCAUGCAUAGGGCGCCGAUGUUCUUCUCGGCGUUCUGCUGGUGCCUCUCGGUCAUCGCCACCAACAUCUCGGCCAACACCACCGCGGUCGCGAACGAUUUGAUGCUCGCAUUUCCAAAAUAUGUAAAUAUCAGACGCGGACAAUAUUUAACUAUCAUUGUCGCCCUCGCUACCACCCCCUGGAACAUCCAAAACUCAGCCACCUCCUUCACCGCCUUCCUCUCCGGCUACUCUGUCUUCCUCGGUCCUCCCUGCGGCGUCCUCCUCGCGGAUUUCUGGGUCGUCCGUCGGCGCCGUCUCAACCUCGCGGCCAUGUACCGCCUUGGUCCCGGAACGGAGCAGUUCUACUGGCACGGCUUCAACCCCCGCGCCGUCGCUGCGUUUGUAUGCGGCGUCAUCCCCACCCUCCCCGGCUUCAUCCGUCAGAUCGGCGGCGCAAAGAUGGGCAUCGCGAUCGAGGCGAGCUACAUCUACUGCUGUGUCUGGCCGGUGGGCGUGACGGUCUCGGCGGCGGUGUAUAUCGUGCUCAACAUGGUGUUCCCGUACAGGUACGAGGAUGUCAGGUCGGUGGUGGAGCAUGAUGCCGAGGGGGAUGAUGAGAAGGUGGAUCAGAUUGAUUUGGAUGGGGAGGAGAAGAAGUACUAG
This is a messenger RNA of Dioszegia hungarica, 1644 nucleotides long. RefSeq names its product NCS1 nucleoside transporter family. Gene Ontology annotation, cellular component: plasma membrane. The record is from RefSeq and is a predicted model, not a curated record. Gene Ontology annotation, molecular function: nucleobase transmembrane transporter activity. The transcript is spliced from 5 exons. The coding region runs from base 1 to 1644 and encodes 547 amino acids. NCBI's taxonomy places the organism in Eukaryota, Fungi, Basidiomycota, Tremellomycetes, Tremellales, Bulleribasidiaceae. Gene Ontology annotation, biological process: transmembrane transport; nucleobase transport.